Klebsormidium nitens is the source of this 621-nucleotide messenger RNA. The record is from the annotation of a GenBank genome assembly. NCBI's taxonomy places the organism in Eukaryota, Viridiplantae, Streptophyta, Klebsormidiophyceae, Klebsormidiales, Klebsormidiaceae.
AUGGUGAGGAUGAGUCUCGUGCCGCGAUGGCGCGAGAGGAGGGCGGACGAGACCUUGGAGGGUUGGGGCGUGGUGGGGGUGGUGGGGGUGGGGUUGCUGGGAGUGCUGGUGCUCCUGUGGCUCCUGUGGCUGAUCCUGUGGCUGCUGGGGUUGGGGCUGGGGUUGCCGGGGUUGGCGCUGAGGUUGGUGGGGACGCCGGUGGGGACGACGCUGGUGGGACUGCCGCUGAGGUUGCCGCUGGGGUUGCUCCUCGUGCUCGGAUGCAAGCACACGACUUUGUAUGCGCUAUUGGCGGUGUUUGCGGAGCACGAUUUGAAGCUGCACCAGCUGGACGUCAAGACGGCGUUCCUCAAUGGGGAGCUGGAGGAGGAAUCUACAUACAGCAGCCGCAUGAAUACGAGCAAGGCGGGCCCAAAAUGUGAGUGCUUGGGGAGCAUGUUGUACGUGAGUGCGUGCACCAAGCCCGACAUUGCACAGGCAGUGGGCGCGCUUGCGCACUUUAUGGCGUGGCCGAAGGAGGAGCACUGGCGGGCGGCGCUUGGAGUUGUGCGCUACCUGGCGGGUACAACAGAGGAAGGGGUAACCUUUGGGGGGAGCGGAGAGACUCUCUUCGCAUAUUGA